UGAAUGCUUGUUCGAUAAGGUUUAUUGUGCCUGCCCAUGGAAAUACUAUACAAAUAUGCAGGCGCCUUAAUACUACUCAAUGCAUAUUGAUGGGGAAAGGUUUCAUAAAACUUAGUUAGAUGGCUGGAAAGAACGACAGGGGCAUUUAUAUCAGUUAUCACUUUCUUCCCCGGUGAAUCCACUUCCGCUUCUCCAAAACUUACAAUUUCAUUUUAUUUCUUACAACUCUGCAUCUCUGGACAGGAACCCGACGAUGGUGAGGAACUGCAGAAAGAAAGCCAAAAAGUGGAUGAAUGGGCAUUAUCCUCGGAAUUUAGAUUCCUAGAAAUACCGAUAAGAUGGGAUUACGUAUUACCUCGUGGAAUGUAAAUGGCAUUCGAAAUCCAUUCGGAUAUCAACCAUGGAGAGAGAAGAGAACAUUCGAGGCUAUGUUUGAUAUCCUCGAAGCAGACAUAGUCGUCAUGCAAGAGACUAAAAUCCAGCGCAAGGAUCUUCAGGACGAUAUGGUCUUGGUGCCCGGUUGGGAUGUAUAUUUCAGUUUACCUAGGCACAAAAAAGGUUAUGCCGGAGUAGCGAUUUACACAAGAAAUUCAACAUGUGCACCAAUUCGAGCGGAGGAAGGAAUAAUAGGAGUUCUAUGUCCACCGAAUUCAUCAGCUAAAUUCCGAGAUCUUCCGCCCGAUCAACAAAUAGGAGGCUACCCAAAACCCGGUCAGCUCACAGGUCUGGUCGAUGACAUGACCCUCGAUUCUGAAGGACGAUGUGUUAUUCUUGAGUUUCCAGCCUUCGUCCUAAUCGGAACAUAUAGUCCCGCAAAUCGCGAUGAAACCCGAGACGAUUUUCGACUUGGCUAUCUUGACGCGUUAGACGUUCGAAUACGCAACCUCAUAGCUAUGGGGAAGAGAGUCAUUCUAACGGGUGAUCUCAAUGUUAUCCGAGCGUCUAUCGACACCGCAAAUGUUUUCGAGCGACUUAGGAAAGAAGGAAUAACAGUAGAAGAUUUCUUUUCUGCUCCAUCUCGUCGCUUAUUCAACCAGCUUGUGUUUGGAGGAGAUGUACGACCUCCCAGAGAUGAAAAUAGAGAAUGGCCAGUACUUUGGGACCUUGGUCGACUCUUCCACCCAAAACGUGAGGGCAUGUUUACUUGCUGGGAUACAAAAAAGAACACGCGCCCCGCCAAUUUUGGCAGUCGAAUUGACUACGUUUUAUGUAGCAAUGACAUGAAAGAUUGGUUCAGCGAUUCGAAUAUCCAAGAGGGGUUGAUGGGUUCUGAUCACUGUCCAGUUUUUGCGACACUAAAGGACGUAGUGAAUAUCGACGGGAAAGAAGUGCAUAUCAGAGAUAUCAUGAAUCCUUCAGGAAUUUUCAAAGAUGGAAUUCGACUUAGAGAUUGGACAGCGAAAGAUCUAUUACCCUUAUCCGCAAAACUCAUUCCUGAAUUCGAUCGCCGGCGAAGCAUUAAGGAUAUGUUCUUCAAGAAACCUGCAGCUUCAAAGUCGACACCAACGUUGACACCAAUCAACGAGCCAUCCGAAACAUCUAGCCAGAAGCUAGUCAAGGUCGAACCGUUGAUAAAUGAAGAACCGAACGAGACUCCAGCUUCACAAUCUGAAUCAGUAACAUCAGCACCAUCUCCGGCGAAAGCAAAAUCCGCCAGCCUUAAGCGUACGCCUUCUAGCACCACAUCAACGAAUAGACCACAAAAGAAAACGAAAGCAACAUUAACGAAAGAACCUUCAUCUAAAGGCCAAAGUAACCUAAUGGGUUUCUUCAAACCCAAACCCACCGCAAACCCGAGCUCGGCUUCCGAGACACAGGAAGACCCCAAGUCACUCGACGGACCCGACAGCACUUCAGAAGUUGAGACAAUUGUAGAUUCAGGUCAUACGAAUAAAGCGAAGGAAGCUUCCCAAAGAUCCAGCCCAGAUAGAGUAUUCGACCCGAUUGAAUCCAAGGAGUCCUGGGGUAAAUUACUUGGUAAAAGAGUCAUGCCGAAAUGCGAACAUGGAGAAGAUUGUGUCAGCAUGGUCACUAAGAAACCCGGCGUUAAUCGAGGCAGAGCUUUCUUCGUAUGCGCCCGUCCAAUCGGACCAUCAGGCGAAAAAGAAAGGGGAACACAAUGGCGUUGUGGAACGUUUAUAUGGAGUAGCGACUGGAAUAGUCGAAAACAAGAUGAAGACACAUAGUACGGAAUAUAGCAUAAUAAGCUACCAUAAACAGAGCGCGCAAUGGCAACGAACCUUU
This is a messenger RNA of Hypoxylon trugodes, 2244 nucleotides long. RefSeq names its product DNA lyase. The record is from RefSeq and is a predicted model, not a curated record. The transcript has 5 exons. Lineage: Eukaryota; Fungi; Ascomycota; Sordariomycetes; Xylariales; Hypoxylaceae. Gene Ontology annotation, biological process: base-excision repair. Gene Ontology annotation, molecular function: DNA binding; phosphoric diester hydrolase activity; endonuclease activity. The coding region runs from base 339 to 2186 and encodes 615 amino acids. Gene Ontology annotation, cellular component: nucleus.